AUGAGAGUGCGAGACGCCAUCGUUGUUCUUUCGCUUUGCGCUGGGGCCUUGAGUGCCCCAGUGCAGAAUUCCGAGGGGCAAGUCACAGAGGAACUGGAGAGCUUCGAUACGAGAGCGGCUGAGCUCAACCCCCGUGAUGGUCCUCCUCCUCCGCCACCGCCUGGCGACAUGAAGCCUCCGCCACCACCUGGCGACAAGAAGGACGACAAGGAGAAGCCUCCUCCGCCUGGCGAUAAGAAGCCUUCGCCACCACCUGGCGAUAAGAAGCCUCCGCCACCACCUGGCGAUAAGAAGCCUCCGCCACCACCUGGCGAUAAGAAGCCUCCGCCACCACCUGGCGAUAAGAAGCCUCCGCCACCACCUGGCGAUAAGAAGCCUCCGCCACCACCUGGCGACAAGAAGGACGACAAGGAGAAGCCUCCUCCGCCUGGCGAUAAGAAGCCUUCGCCACCACCUGGCGACAAGAAGGACGGCAAGAAGGACAACAAGAAGGACGACAAGAAGGACGACAAGAAGGACGACAAGAAGGACGACAAGAAGGACGACAAGAAGGACGACAAGAAGGACGACAAGAAGGACGACAAGAAGGACGACAAGAAGGACGACAAGAAGGACGACAAGAAAGGAGAAGGCGAAGAAAACGGUGGUCUCCUGAGUGGACUCCUGCAGAAGCUCGGCCUCUAA
This is a messenger RNA of Hirsutella rhossiliensis, 684 nucleotides long. RefSeq lists its product as uncharacterized. The transcript has a single exon. Lineage: Eukaryota; Fungi; Ascomycota; Sordariomycetes; Hypocreales; Ophiocordycipitaceae. The record is from RefSeq and is a predicted model, not a curated record. The coding region runs from base 1 to 684 and encodes 227 amino acids.